CCCAAUCGCUUUUAUUCAGUGACGUAGUGAUAUUUCAAAGCGUGUACAACGCUAUACUAAAAAAUUGUUCACCCACAGUCUGUUUCAUACCGGCAUUAAAAUCAGAAUAGAGAACGGUGGUGUUUUACAUUUAGCUUUUAAACUGUUUUACUAGCAAUGAAAUAUUUGUUAUUGCUAGGCUUCGGUCUUCUGUUUCUCUCAGGUAAAUUUAAACAUUUGUGAAUAUCGACUACAUAUUUCGAAGAGCUUUAAAAACACAAGUUUUUGUGUGUAUUUUAUGUAUAUUAAGACUGAAAAAAACCCUAUCAUGUUUUUUAAAUUGAUCAUCACAUUUUUUUUUAUUAGACAUCUAAUAUAGAUAACAGUGCACUAGAAGUUUCUUUGUCGACGUCGGAGAUUUCAAAAAAUCUUUACGUUUAUGUAUGUAUUGGUGUGUGAUGCUGUGUAGGAUGGGCUCACGGUCAGGAUGGUGUCGGCGUGGGCACCGCCGAGGAGGUGACGGUGGACGCUGAUCUCGGGGCGUCAAGGGAAGGUUCACGUACUGAUGCGGAGGCGAUCCUGCGCGAAGAGGAGGCGAUCUCGCCGGAGGGCCUGAGCGUGGCGCAGAUGCGCGAGCUGCGCGACCGCGCUCAGAACUUCACCUUCCAGACCGAAGUCAACCGAAUGAUGAAGCUCAUCAUCAAUUCGCUAUACAGGAAUAAGGAGGUACAUGAAACUUAGUCGCGGCACGGACGAUAGGGUCUUUACUGUUCGAAGCCUUAGUUUUAUUAACAGAGAUGAGGCCGCGGUAUCGAUCGCGCCGUGAUCGAUUCUGCAACCGGGAGCCCGAUAGACAAUAUCCAUCGAGCACGAAUCUACCUACACGGUCACCUGUUUACAGAUUUUCCUCCGCGAGCUGAUCUCGAACGGAUCGGAUGCGCUGGACAAGAUUCGGUUGCUGUCGUUGACGGACCGGGACGUGCUCGAGAGCAACCCCGAUCUGAGCAUCCGCAUCAAGGCGGAGCCCGAGCGGCGGCUGCUGCACAUCAUCGACUCCGGCCUCGGCAUGACGCGCGCGGACCUCGUCAACAACCUCGGCACCAUCGCCAAGUCUGGCACCGCGGAUUUCCUCUCUAAGAUGCAAGAUACCGAGAAGUCGAGCGGGCAGGACAUGAACGACAUGAUCGGUCAAUUCGGCGUGGGCUUCUACUCUGCGUUCCUGGUGGCGGACAAGGUGACCGUCGUGUCCAAGCACAACGACGAUAAACAACACAUCUGGGAAUCCGACGCCAACUCCUUCAGCGUGGCCGAGGACCCGCGGGGAAACACUCUCGGGCGCGGCACUCACAUCACGUUGCACUUGAAGGAGGAGGCGGCGGACUACCUGCAGGCGGACACGAUCCGGGCGCUGGUGAAGAAGUACUCGCAGUUCAUCAACUUCCCCAUCCACCUGUGGGCCUCGCGCGUCGUCACCGUCGAGGAGCCCGACGACGACGAGGCCGCCGACGCCGCCGACGCUGACGACGACGACGACGCUCAGGACGCCAAGGAGGAGAAGACCGAAAAGAAGAAGACCGAGAAGACCGUGUGGGACUGGGAGUUGAUGAACGACAACAAGCCGAUCUGGACUCGGAAACCGAGCGAAGUGACGGACGACGAGUACACGCAGUUCUACAAAUCGCUCACCAAGGACGACUCGCCGCCCCUCGCCAAGGCCCACUUCGUGGCGGAGGGCGAGGUGACGUUCCGCGCGUUGCUGUUCGUACCGCGCGUGCAGCCCGCGGACUCGUUCAACCGCUACGGCACCAAGACGGACCACAUCAAGCUGUACGUGCGCCGCGUCUUCAUCACCGACGAGUUCAACGACCUCAUGCCCAACUACCUGGCCUUCAUACAGGGCAUCGUGGACAGCGACGACCUGCCCCUGAACGUGUCGCGCGAGACCCUGCAGCAGCACAAGCUGAUCAAGAUCAUCAAGAAGAAGCUCGUGCGGAAGGCGCUCGACAUGCUCAAGAAGAUCCCCGACGACGAGUACGAGCACUUCUGGAAGGAGUACUCGACCAACAUCAAGCUGGGCGUGAUGGAGGAUCCUAGCAACAGGUCGCGGCUGGCCAAGCUGCUGCGGUUCCACUCGUCCAAGGUGGAGGGGAUGACCUUCCUGCAGGACUACGUGGCGCGCAUGAAGCCCAACCAGAACCACAUCUACUACAUCGCCGGCUCCAGCCGCGCGGAGGUGGAGCGGUCCCCGUUCGCGGAGCGCCUGGUGCGGCGCGGGUACGAGGUGCUAUACCUGACGGAGGCCGUGGACGAGUACUGCCUGUCCUCGCUGCCCGAGUACGACGGCAAGAAGUUCCAGAACAUCGCCAAGGAGAUAUUCGACCUAGAAGAGAGCGCCGGCGAGAAGGAGCGCGCGGCGGCGGAGCGGGCGGAGAUGGAGCCGCUGUGCGCGUGGCUGGGCCGCGUGCUGGGCGCGUGGGUGACGCGCGCGGCCGUGUCGCGGCGGCUGCAGCGCUCGCCCGCCGCGCUCGCCGCCACCGCCUUCGGCUGGACCGGCAACAUGGAGCGCCUCGCGCUCGCCAACGCGCACCAGAAGGCGGACGACGCGCAGCGCCGCCACCACCUGGCGCAGAAGAAGAUGCUGGAGGUGAACCCGCGCCACCCGGUGGUGCGCGAGCUGCUGCGCCGCGUGCGCGAGGACCCCGACGACCCGGCCGCCGUGGCCGCCGCGCACACGCUCUACCGCACCGCCGCGCUCAGGUCGGGCUACAUGCUGCAGGAGGGGCAGGCGAUAGAGUUCGCGGAGAGCGUGGAGGGCAUGCUGCAGCAGUCGCUGGGCCUGCCCGCCGACGCCGUGCCCGACGACGAGCCGCUCGACGACGAGCCCGCCGACGAGGAGCCCGCCGAGAAUGUUGACGCCGACGCCGACGCCGACCACGACGAGCUAUAACUCGCUAACUUCAUUUAAAACACGGCGAGAUACUUAAAUCUGUACGUGCUCCUAUAUUCCGCGUUCUUCUAUUUAUAAACCGGGGCCUGAAAUCGGUUCAGAAUAUACCGAUUUUAUUUAGAUAAAACCUGUUUCGGAACAUCGAAUUCCGGAGCGGAUCGCCACCCGUUUCGCUUCCGACCGAGUCUAGGCUCGGGACGUCGUCGCCCGGAGCGAUUUUUAAUCCGGGCGAUGGAUAAAACAGUAUUUUUGGUAUAAGCCGGAUCCGGUUUUGUGAAGCUUAGCCUUUUCUAAACGCACAUAUUUAGAUCGAACUGUUUCAGUAAAUAAAUCUCGUUUCCGAGCUAUGUACUAUUCGUAGUUGUAUAUUGACCCCGUGGGACGCAUAUACAGAUUUAAAUAUCUGGAACAUAUCUGGUGACUUCUCGUUCAUUCCCCAGUCGCGCGGAUUUUCUCGUGAGCGCUCCUAUAUUUACACAAAUAUAAAUGCGAGUAGCCCGCUCGAUGAUCUGUCUCCCGCUGCUGCGAGAUAGUCCCGUAAGUCUGUAUGUCACAGUAAAGAUUUAAUGUAAUGUUGUCUGGAACUGCUGGAUAUUUGUCGUCGAUGAGAGUGUGAAUUGUGAAUGUUCCUUGCGUAAAUGUGUACUCAGCAGUACCUCGGGCUGCACAACACUGUCAAAUUUCUCUACUUGAUUUAAACUAUGAUGCACUGUGGGUACAUUUCAAAAACAACAGAGAAAAUUUGACAUAUUGUGGGAGCCUGAUGUGCAGCCGCGUGUACGGGUUUUUUUAUAUAAAGAACAUGACUUAGUGUUACAGUUGUAAAUAAAUUAUAUUUAUUUAGU
Molecule: messenger RNA, 3771 nt
Organism: Diatraea saccharalis (sugarcane borer)
Lineage: Eukaryota; Metazoa; Arthropoda; Insecta; Lepidoptera; Crambidae
Source: the annotation of a GenBank genome assembly